Molecule: messenger RNA, 717 nt
Organism: Aaosphaeria arxii CBS 175.79
Lineage: Eukaryota; Fungi; Ascomycota; Dothideomycetes; Pleosporales
Exons: 2
Biological process (GO): regulation of DNA-templated transcription
Source: RefSeq, a predicted model, not a curated record
CCAAACCCGCCGUCCGAAAGUAUCGCACACGACGACCUGUGUCCAGUCUGUCACCUUCUCCUCUACGAACCUGUCCGAACACAAUGCAACCAUCUUCUCUGCGGGUCGUGCAUGGCACAAUGGGCGGAUGCUUCUUCCCUGAACCACAUCAGCCCAUCCAAUGUCGACAUUGACCUGGCCGAUAUCGAGGCCCUGAGCGAUCGAGCAAAUUUGCAAGCAAACUGUCCAAUGUGCCGAACCGCUACGACGGCAGCGCUGGACCGCGAUCUAGCAAGGACAUUAGAGGAGAAAUAUCCAGAUACAUGGCGUGAGCGCGCGGUGGAAGAAGACGAGGCUCGCGUGGGAGUCGCCGGUAUCGAAAGCAUGGUAAUAUUGAUAGGCAACAAGCAUAGUCUGGUACGGGCAUCGCCAGGUUCGGACAAUCAACAUGACUGGACAUUUUUCGUGAAAUGUUCCAGAUCUGAGAUCGUGCAUCAGAUUCGCAUAAACUUGCACCCUACGUUUCACCCUCCCCAGCUCACCCUUGACGGCCCACCAUUCGAGGUCCGUCGAGUUGGUUGGGGCUACUUCAAUAUCGAGGCGAAGAUCCUUCUCAAAUCCCCAUACCGAUGGGUGACGGAGGGAACUGAUGCUGGAACAGACAUCCUCACUUUAGACUGGAUGCUGAACUUUGAAGACCGAGGCAGGCAAGGACGAGUCCGAGCUAAGGUGAAGAAA